GCUAGUGCCUUGAUGGCCGAGACAACGGACGAACGCAUUAGGUUCUCAUGGAUGUCAAUUGUCUAGUCUCAUCGUCACCUCUCGCAACAGGGUGACGACGGCAUUCACUCCUUAACAUCAUCUUCAUCGUCCUCAGACAAUCUCUCUGUGCAUGGAAGACACCAGACCAAAGACAAAUAUGCGACAAGGGCAAACCCCGUCUCUGCCCACCAUGACUCUCUACAGCCAGAUCUGGGCCUUGACAGAGAAGACGCUCAGAAUCAUCAUCCUUCGACAUACCGUCUCGACGAUUUACAGCGCUCUCGUUCUUCCCAUCGUCCUCACUGUCUAUCUAGGCAUUGGCCAAAAGUUUACUCAGCCCAACGACAAGUUUGGCAUUGCUUCUCCGUCCAACAUCUUUUCUCUUGAUAAUGCUCUCUCCAAAUCUGACGGUGGCCGAAACACGGUCGUCUUUGUCAAUAGUGGCCACAAUGGUGGUGACAUAGGGCAUGUCAUCGACACUGUUUCUGAUAUUGUCAAGGGAGCCGGCAAGAAUGCGACGAUCAUACAAGACGAAGACGACUUGGGAUAUACCUGCCGGAGCACUAUCCGUGGCACAUCUAACUGUUUCGGCGCCGUGGUGUUUUAUUCUUCCCCUGAUGAGGGCAGCGAUGGCUUCUGGAACUACACUCUGCGUGCAGAUGCUGGUCUUGGAAAUAGUUUCCAGACGGACAAGGGCGACAACGAUGCCCAGAUUUAUGCACUGCCUCUCCAACAUGCUGUUGAUGCUGCCAUUGCCGGCCUCAAGUCUGGCUCUUCUUUUCCUUCAACAACACAGCAAUACGCUUAUACCGAGUUGACUGAGGAUGAGCGCCAGGCUGAUGUCCGGCGUAAAUACCAAAAAUCUUUUAUCAACUAUCUAAGCGUUGCUUACAUUACCGGUAUGAUUGGUGUCUGCUAUCAUAUGCCCGGCUACAUCGCUAUCGAGAGGGAAAGAGGCCUAUCUCAGCUUAUUGACGCCAUGAUGCCCACUAGCCAAGGGUGGCACCGUCAAUUCGCCAGGCUCAUCUCCCACCACCACGCCUUCACCAUGACAUAUAUGCCAGGCUGGAUCAUUGCAUCUAUCGUUGCUAGAGUCACCAUCUGGACAAACACUAGCUUUGGCAUCCUCAUCAUCUUCUUCAUUCUCAGCGGUAUUGCUAUGACAUCCAUGUCCCUCCUUGGGGCGUCAUUCUUCAAAAAAGCUCAACUCUCGAGCAUAGUGACCUCUGUCAUUUGGAUUGUGCUGGGUAUAAUUGCUCAGGUGAUUCCGCAUCCCAAUACCGCGACAGUCGCCGUCCUCAGUUUACUCUUCACUCCGUGCAACUUUAUCUAUUUCAUCAUCUACAUUGCUCGAUUUGAGCAGUACGGACAAGCAACGAAUCUCAUACACCUACCGCCAGGCCACACUUCAAAUCUUCCUGGCAUCGUUCAUUGGGUCUUUCUCAUUGUCCAGAUGGCUGUGUAUCCAUUUGCCGCCGCCUUUGUAGAGCAGGCCAUACACGGUGUGAGCACGGGAACUCGGUCGUCAACCGCCCUCGAAAACCCUGCCGGCGGCGUUCAAGAUGCGGUUCGUAUCGACAAUAUGACCAAGAUUUUCAAACCAAGUCCUAUUCGUAAAUUCUUCUCCUUUGUCUCGCCACUAAGGCCCGAGGUGGUUGCUGUGGAUAACUUGACUUUGACGGCGAAGAAGGGCGAGAUUUUGGCAUUAUUGGGUGCAAAUGGCAGCGGUAAAAGUACCACUCUUGACGCCAUUGCCGGUAUUAGCAAUUUCACCAGUGGCAAUAUGUCUGUCGAUACAUCAGGCGGUCUUGGAUUCGCCCCCCAGCAGAACGUCCUCUGGGAUGAUCUGACCGUCGAGGAACACAUCCGACUAUUUAGUCGUAUAAAAAAUCCUCACAACAAGACGCCUGACAAUGAGAUUGCAGAUUUGAUCGACGCUAUUGGACUUCGUUCAAAGGCCAAAGCUUGGUCAAAAACUCUAUCGGGUGGCCAAAAGAGAAAGCUUCAGCUUGGGAUGAUGUUGGUUGGUGGAAGCUCCGUCUGCUGUGUUGAUGAAGUCUCUUCUGGUAUCGAUCCCCUGUCGCGCAGAAAAAUAUGGGACAUUCUCCUGAAAGAGCGCGGUUCCCGGACAAUCAUCAUGACUACCCAUUUCCUCGAUGAAGCAGACUUGCUUGCCGACAACAUUGCCAUCCUAUCCAAGGGAACAUUAAGAGCUGAAGGCUCCUCUGCGCAGCUCAAAGACACUUUUGGUGCUGGCUACCGUAUCCACGCACUCAACCCAAGGACCUUGAACGCAGUACCUGAUAUCGACGGUGUCACAAAGAAAGUUACCACAAACAACGUUACUUACCUAUCGUCAUCGUCUGAUCAGGCCGCCAAGGUCAUCCGAGCUCUAGAAGCUGCCGGUAUCCCAUACAGAUCCUCUGGCCCGACCAUUGAAGAUGUCUUUCUCCACUUGGCUGAGGAAGUUCAUGGCGAAGGGCUCCAGCGACAACCCGAUGUUAUUAACGAAAAGGUUGCCAAAAUUGCUAGCGAUACACCCAUCGCUAGCGAAAAUCUGGCAUUGCUCACGGGGCGACAGAUUGGCAUGUUUCAGCAGACGGGCGUGCUUUUAAGAAAGCGAUUUACAGUUUUCAAGACAAAUUGGCUCCCUUAUGCGGCUGCUUUUCUGAUCCCCAUCAUCGCCGCUUCAGUCAUCCAGAUUCUUGUUCGCAAUGACGACUUAGUUGGGUGCUCACCCACGCAACGAAGUAGUCACUCUUCAAAUGAUGAUUUCUUCAAGCUAUUGGAUACAGCUCAUCUUGCUGGCGGCCCGUCUUCUCAAUUUGGCAAUUCCAUAGAUGAUUUGUUUAAACCAAUUCUACCAGGCUCUGCAAACCUUCGAAGCCGAGACAGUUCUACCACUGUUGGAAAUGUCACCGUCGAUCUGGUGGAUUCCCUCUCAUCCCUUGAAGACUAUGUGGAACAUAACAGGAGGAUUGUCACUCCUGCGGGCCUGUGGCUUGGCGACUCGAAUUCAGCACCGACAUUAGCCUUCAAGGUCGACAACUUUUCCAUGUACUCCGCGGUCAUAGGUCAGAGCUUUCUCAAUACAAUACUCGCCAACACUACCAUUGCAACGGAAUACAAAGCGUUUGACUAUCCUGUCGCUCCUUCAACUGGCAGAGGGCUCCAGCUUGUGGUAUAUUUCGCUGUGGCUUUCUCAAUUUUCCCUGGUCUCUUUGGCCUCUAUCCCAAUUCAGAGAGGCUUAAGAACGUUCGCAGUCUGCAAUACUCUAGUGGCGUUCGUACUCUACCGGUUUGGGCUGCACAUGUCAUCUUCGACUUUGGCAUCAUUAUUGUGCCCAUGAUGUUGACUGCCAUGAUAUUUGUCGUAUCUUCGAAUUCAUGGUACAAUGGAGGAUAUCUAUUCCCAGUUUUCAUCUUUUAUGGGCUUACAACAAUCAUCAUUUCCUAUCUCUUUUCACUCAUUUGCGACACUGCAAUGGCAACUUACGCCAUGACCUCUGUCGUCCAAUCACUUGGAUUUGCCGUCUACAUAAUCACAUACCUGUUUAUUCUUACCUAUUCCCCGGCCUCAAACACCGAUCGAGACGUUCUCAUCGCGCAUUGGGUCAUUGCCGCUGUUUUCCCCACGGGUUCAUUGAUUCGCACGUUGAUGGUUGGCCAAAACAUCUUUUCGACUACUUGCGAUAACGACCAGCUUCGAGCCAAUCCUGCAGCAAUGACUGCUUAUGGUGGUCCUCUGCUAUAUCUUAUCCUGCAAGCCAUCUUCUGGUUCUCUAUAGUCGUCUGGAUUGAAAGUGGUGCUGGUCGAUAUGCCCCUGAAAAGGCCAAGAAGUCUCCCGAGGUUGACGAUCCAGAAGUUGCAGACGAGCUACUCCGUGUCGAUGGCCAAGACGGCCAAUCUGAUGGUCUUCGAAUUGCACAUCUUACCAAGGCUUUUGGUAAGAAUACUGCCGUCGAUAAUGUCACCUUUGGAGUCGAACACGGCGAAGUAUUUGCUCUCCUUGGUCCCAAUGGCGCAGGUAAAUCCACCACAAUCUCACUUAUACGAGGCGACAUUGCACCGAGCCGUAACGGCGGAGAUGUAUUUAUCGAAAACGUCUCUAUCACCAAACGCCGUGCUGCUGCCAGAGCAAAUCUCGGUGUGUGCCCCCAGUUCGACGCCAUCGACAACAUGACCGUCAGCGAGCAUCUCCGCCACUACUCCCGCCUUCGAGGUAUCUCUGAUAUCGACCACCAAGUUCCAGCCGUCAUCCGCGCCGUCGGACUAGAAGCCUAUGCAGACGUCAUGGCACAUACCCUCUCAGGGGGCAACAAGCGCAAACUCUCCCUCGGCAUCGCCCUCACAGGAAACCCGCCAGUGAUCCUCCUCGACGAACCAUCUUCCGGUCUCGACGCAGCAGCCAAACGCAUCAUGUGGCGCACUCUCGAAGCCAUCGUCCCAGGCCGCUCCAUCCUUCUCACUACGCACAGCAUGGAAGAGGCCGACGCGCUGGCCAACCGCGCCGGCAUCAUGGCUCGCCGCAUGCUUGCCCUCGGGACGACGGAAAAGCUUCGUCACCGCUUCGGAGAUACGCUGCACGUCCACCUCGUUAGUAAGACUGCGCCUCACUCUUCGGAGGAGGAGAUGGAUAACCUUCGUGCUUGGGUGCUGAAUAACUUCCCCGGAGCGUCCGUGGAGCAGGAGACGUACCAUGGACAGAUGCGCUUCUCGAUGCCUUCGUCCGCGGUGCCGGCGCAGAGUGGAGUGGCGAGUAGUAGUGAGAGUGCUAGGGGGAGACUGCUUAUCAUGUUAGAGGAGCAGAAGCAGUAUCUGGGUAUCGCACACCAUAGUGUUAGUCCGACAACGCUGAACGAAGUGUUCUUGAAUAUCGUUGGGAAGCACGAUGUUCAAGAAGAAGGGUAUAACAACAGAACAGACGAAGUUGCCAAAAAGCCCUGGUGGAAAUCAAAGUACAUUUGGGGGUUUGAGCGUUCUUAAUAAUUCCUUUGUUUUACUCCGAUUUGAUUCCCCCUUGAAGUUGUGCAAUUGAGCGGUGUAUUUUAUAUAUAUAGAAUUUGAAAUAGACAUGGAUAUCAUUUGUUUAGAUUACAUACAUUAGGCUAGCUCGUUGAUUAUUUACGUAUACUCAUCCAUCUCGAUCCUCCUUUUUAAUGGGUGCCCAUCUCGUAGACUGGUCCUCCGCCGUGCAACUCUUGCGGUAAAUGCGUAUCACCAGGCACUUCUGGUGGCUGUACAUGUGCUUCAUGAUAUGUCUGCCCCAUUGGAUGCGGAGGAUAUGCAUAUGCGGCA
Messenger RNA from Trichoderma harzianum CBS 226.95, 5320 nucleotides. RefSeq lists its product as hypothetical. Gene Ontology annotation, molecular function: ATP binding; lipid carrier activity; ATP hydrolysis activity. Lineage: Eukaryota; Fungi; Ascomycota; Sordariomycetes; Hypocreales; Hypocreaceae. Bases 152 to 5008 code for a protein of 1618 amino acids. Gene Ontology annotation, cellular component: membrane; intracellular membrane-bounded organelle. Gene Ontology annotation, biological process: lipid transport; transmembrane transport. The transcript has 2 exons. The record is from RefSeq and is a predicted model, not a curated record.